GUGUCCAUUCUCACCGGUUUCCUCGGCGCGGGCAAAACCACCCUCCUGAACCACAUCCUCCAGAAUCAAGAAGGUGCACGAGUAGCCGUGUUCGUCAAUGAAUUCGGGGCCGUGGAUAUCGACGGCGACCUGAUUCGCUGGCAAGGGCACGUGGACGAGCAGAG
Molecule: messenger RNA, 164 nt
Organism: Symbiodinium sp. CCMP2456
Lineage: Eukaryota; Dinophyceae; Suessiales; Symbiodiniaceae
Source: the annotation of a GenBank genome assembly